Molecule: messenger RNA, 3192 nt
Organism: Fusarium redolens
Lineage: Eukaryota; Fungi; Ascomycota; Sordariomycetes; Hypocreales; Nectriaceae
Exons: 4
Coding region: 1-3192 (1063 amino acids)
Source: RefSeq, a predicted model, not a curated record
AUGAAGGUCUCGCAGGUGUACCUAUCGUUGCUGGGCCUGCUGCCAAUGGCGGCAGGUCUCGGUCAACAGUCCAUUGUCGCCUUCAACAAGUCAGAUGACGCUUUUCAACUCGUUGGUGGAGAUGCCGGUUCUGGUCAGAUUCGUGUUUCCAAGGAUGAGUACUGGGGCGUGAUCCGCGCUGCUGGUGAUCUCGCCAUUGACUUUGGCCGUGUUACUGGCACAAACUUCACUCUGAGCAACGGCAAGAGGAAUUCAUCCCCGGCCAAGUAUAAAUUUAAGCCCGUGGAUGUCAAGAACAACACAUAUCACUUCUCUGGCCCGAACUACUCAGACCCUAAUGCCGGCAACACCAAGAUCAUCGUUGGUACAAUUGGCCACUCUGAGCUCAUUGACAAGCUCAUCAAAGAUGGCUCACUUGAUAUUAGCAAGAUUAAAGGCAAAUGGGAGUCUUUCGUCAGCCAGCUUGUCAAAGAUCCCAUUAAGGGCACUGCCCAAGCCCUAGUCAUCGCUGGAAGUGACCCCAGAGGUACAAUCUACGGUAUUUACGAUAUCAGCGAGCAGAUCGGCGUGAGUCCUUGGUACUGGUGGGCAGAUGUGCCGAUCCGCAAACGAGAUGAGAUCUUUGUGCUCUCCGAGCCCAAGGUUCAAAAGUCUCCUUCAGUCAAGUACCGCGGUAUCUUCCUCAACGAUGAGCAGCCUGGACUUUCCAGCUGGGUUGGUUCACGCUGGGACGCAACUUGGAACAACAAGGCUCCUUACAACCAUGAGUUUUACGCCCUCGUCUCGGAACUGCUGCUCCGCCUUCGAGCCAACUACCUCUGGCCCACUGUCUGGGGUAGCAUGGUCUACAUUGAUGACCCUCUCAACCAGCCGCUCCUCGAUGCUUACGAGAUUGUUCUCGGUGGAUCUCACACUGAGCCCAUGAUGCGAGCACAGAACGAGUUCCGAACUUUCUACGAGGGUGAGUGGCAGUACAAGACCAACAACGAGACUAUCGACGAGUACUUCCGCUAUGGUGUUUCCAGGGCCAAGCCAUAUGCCCGAAACAGUCUUUGGACUAUGGCCAUGAGAGGAACAGGUGAUACAGCUAUCGAAGGUGAUCUUGGCAUUGACGGUAUUGUUGAAAUGCUCGAGACUCUUGUCGACAACCAGCGGGAAAUCCUCAAGGAAGGUCUCAAGGUCAAGAACUUGACUGAAGUCCCAUCUCUGUGGUGUCUCUACAAGGAGGUUCAGUCUUACCAAGAGCGCGGCCUGGUCGUUCCCGAGGACAUUACUCUCCUCUGGGCUGACGACAACUGGGGCAACAUCCGCCGUCUCCCUCUCGCCAACGAGACGGACCGCUCUGGUGGUGCUGGUGUUUACUACCACUUCGACUACGUCGGUGACCCCAGAAACUACAAGUGGAUCAACACCAUCCAACUCGAAAAGACAACCGAGCAGAUGACUCUAGCCUACCACCGAAAUGCCCGUCGCAUUUGGAUCGUCAACGUAGGUGAUCUCAAGCCAAAGGAGAUCCCCAUCAGCCAUUUCAUGGACCUUGCCUACGAUACUGAGAAGUGGGAGAAGGAGGGUACAACCAAGUGGGUUGAAGCUUGGGUUGAGCGCGAAUUCGGCAGUGAACACGUCGAGGCCAUCACAGACAUUAUGACACGGUAUGGCAUGUACGCUGCCCGCCGGAAGUUCGAGUUACUCGAGCCCCAGGUCUAUUCCGUCAUCAACUACCACGAAGCCGAAGCCAUUCUUGAGCAGUGGGCCACUUUGAAGGAAGAUACCCAGGCUGUCUAUGACAAGCUUGACUCAGAGUAUCAGCCCGCUUUCUUCGAGAUGCUGCUUCACCCUGUUCUUGGCGGUGAGAUUGUGAACAAGAUCCAGAUCUACGGCGCGAGGAACCAAUUGUACGCUGGACAGAAGCGAAACUCCGCUAAUGAUGUUAUCUGGAAGUCGGUGGAUUUGAUGUACAAGGAUUCGAACUUGACGCAGCGAUGGAACGAGUUGCUUGAUGGCAAGUGGGCACAUAUGCUUGAUCAAACUCACUUGGGCUAUGAUGGAUACUGGCAACAACCUAUGAGAAACACCCUCCCCGAUCUCCGAUUCGUCCAGGACGUCUGGCCAUCACUGGGCGGCCAAUAUGGAGUUGGUGUUGAGGGUUCAAACGCCACUAUCCAGGGCGACAGCCGAUGGCACUCCCUAUCUUCCAACAGCCUCGAACUCCCUCCUCUGGAGCCCCACGGAGCCCAGUCCCGAUAUUUCGAUGUCUUCCACCGUGGAAACAAGGGCUGCAACUGGCGCGCAGCACCAUGGGAGGACUUUAUCCAGCUCUCUCAGUACAACGGUACAGUUGGUGGUAACAACGGUACCGAUAGCCGUGUUUACAUCACAGUUGACUGGGAAAAUGCUCCCCAGGCACCUAACACGACAGAAGUCAUGAUCAACAUCACGAGCGAUUGCCGCGGGUUUGAGAAGUAUGCGGGUGACGAGCCAAAGCUGGUCGUGACGGUUAUCAACCGAGAGGUUCCUGAUAGCUUUGAGGAGGGAUUCGUUGAGUCUGAUGGACAUGUUUCUAUCGAAGCAUCGCACUAUCAGAAGAUCCACGAAGGAGACUCUGACAACUCUUCUCUUGAGUAUCAUACCAUCAAGAACUACGGCCGUACUCUUGCCGGUAUGGGCCUGUACCCUCUCAACACGGAGAAGCUCGAGGUUGGCGAGGGUCCUGCUCUGGAGUACGACAUGUACCUCUUCAGCAACAACUCAGCCGUCAACGUGACAGUCUUCAUGUCCCCAGGUGCCAACUACCUCGGCGACCGAAACCCUCUCCAGUACGGCAUCACUCUCUUCCCAGCCGAUAAGAAACAGCCAAAACCAACUAUCGUCACACCCAUUGGUCCUAACAAGGGCACCAAUAUGCCUGAUGGAUGGGGUUACGCCGUUGGAAACGCCGUCUGGGGCUUGUACGGAAACUACACCACUUCGUCCUUCGACGUUCCCAAGGAGGGAGCUUACAAGCUGAGGAUCUGGGCUCUACUGCCGAAUAUCUUGAUUCAGAAGAUUGUGGUUGAUCUUGGUGGUGUUAGACAGUCUUAUCUUGGACCGCCUGAGAGCUUCUUGCUUGGACGGGAUGAGAUAGGCAAGUAUAACGGUACCUCAUUUGUGAGCACGCCAGGAAUCGUUGGAGGAACUUUCGAUAAAGAGUAA